Molecule: messenger RNA, 192 nt
Organism: Mycotypha africana
Lineage: Eukaryota; Fungi; Mucoromycota; Mucoromycetes; Mucorales; Mycotyphaceae
Exons: 1
Source: RefSeq, a predicted model, not a curated record
GAAUUACAACAUGUCAAUCGAUGGUUCAGUUAUUUGACGGAAGCAGAGCGAACAGCCACCGUGGUCACACUAUUACAACAUUCUUCUCCACUGCAAAUCACCUUUUUUACUCAUUUACUUCAAGAAAUGAAAAAGUCCAAAGCUGAAACAGUGAAUCGAAGUGAGUGUUUGUUCUUUUGCCCCCCCCCCUGA